CGCCGACCGAGUCGAGGGGGAUCAUGGCGCUGCGGCUGGGAUUCCUUCGGACGAAACACUUAUCUCCCGCCCUCGCGAUGUCAUUACCUUCCAGGAAGAGCGAUGCGGAGGCUCACUCGAAGGCCUGAGCCUCGUGGAUGGCCUGAACCUGGUGGAUGGCCGCCGCUCUCGUCGAGAAUCGGGUCGUCCUUCGGGAUUUCUGCGACUUCCUGGAGCGGUGUGAUGCAUUCUUUGAGGAACUUGAAAAGCAAGCAGUCCUUGAAGAGCAUUUGUCAGAGGAGCUGACUGAUAUUCAAAGCCUUCUUCAACCUCUCCUUCUAAGAUGCCAACAGCUGGGAUGGAACCCGGGGCAGGGAGACGGCAGAAUGCAAGCCGGCAGUGGGACAUCGGCUAGUAGCUUGACUGUAUCAGAAACGACCACAGAAAAGACCGACGAGGAGACGGGAAGCGAGAGACCAUGCGUCACUGUUUCGUACAGCACCGCCUUGUCCAAGUCUUCCAAGCAUGGAGUCCUGCAGUUCUUGAAGGAGCGCAGGAAGAUGAACCUCAGCUUCCGCCAAGAAACCUACCGGGCGGUCCUCCACAGUGACGGCUGGCUCCUGCUCUUCAAGGAUGCCAGGGCCAAGAAGCCCAAGGUGGCAAUCCUCCUGGCCAAUGCCCUCCUUCUACCAGUGGAAUCUAUCCAGAAGAAAUUGAGCGACAGGAGACGUCAGUGUGCCUUCCUGCUCUCCGAACGGCUCAGUGACAGUGAAACGAAGACUUACAUAUUUCUGGCAACAACGGCAGAGGAAAGAUUGCAAUGGGAAGCUGAACUGCUGGCAGUUUGCUCCCCUUUUGAUAAAGCCACUUUGUCUGAGAAUACAUACAAACGGUUGAGCCUCGAAGCAACAAGGAACUUAAUGACCGAAGACUAUGAUGAAACAGGAUGUGAAACUCUUUAUGCAGAGCUAGAAGAACCCAAUUUAAGAGAACUUCCUCUGGAGACAGACAAGCAGCCAGAAGCCAUAUAUGAUGAGGCUUUUGACUUUGAUCCAAACUAUCUUCCCCCUAAGAAAGGCACAGAGACCAUGAACUGCCAAGUCGAUCAGGAACUCGGUGGCAUGCCCUUGAGCAUCUCUCGUCACAGAAGUUAUGAUACGGAAAGGAUGGCUCCAGAGGGAGAAGCAAUUAUUGGCAAUAUCUAUGACACUCUUGCAAAAGACAGUGAACCCAGGGCCUAUUACCCCACGAAUGAACCUGUGCCUGGCAAUACGAUACCCUUGCCUGAAGCUCCUAUUAGUCAAUCAUUCAAGCCUGAAGUUCCCAAGAAACCCAUGAAGACAAGCCUGCUGCGCGGUUCUAGUCUGCGAUCUAGUCCGAAGAAGAAGAAGCUGAUGCACGAUCCAAGUAAGAACAUCAUGCAGAUUCAACAUUUGCAUUUGGAGAAGAAAACCACAUUUGAUUCAGAAUAUUCUCCAGAAGUGGUAGCCAUCUCCCACUCUCCGAAUCUUACGGCGUCCCGCGAAGUUUCCGAAAGUACGAGAGUGCAUCUGUCCAGUUUUCAAGGCGUAGGAUACAGUCGACAACUGCCUGCAAUCAAGAGGAAGCCUCUUACUCCCCUUCCCAAUGCAUCCCCUGAUCUGAUCUGGCAUCAUCCAGAGGCAAAACUCCACGUUCUACCAAACCAUACUAAAGACAUUUCCAAUGGAGUUACUUGCCGUGAAGAUGAGAGAAGCAAGGUUGAAAUGAAGACAAUACUCAAACCAAAUGCGUUGAACGCAAGCGGAACCCCUAUUCCUCACAAAGACGUCUUACAGUCAUCUCUCAUGCAGGACAAGAAGUCUAGACAUGUAACAAUUUCCCCAGAUGUGACUUCAGAUCGUGCCAAUGGGAAGCCAACAUCUCGCAUCGAGAAGCCACCUGUACCUGCCAAGAAGCCGUCAAUAUUGGGAUCCUUCUCCUGUGAAGAUCUGGAUUGCCCUGUGGAUUACCCUCAGAAGGAAUCCAGAAUGACCACAACUCUUGAGAAGAAGAUGCCAGUUUCCCCUUCUUUGCAUCACCUCAAUCAGAAAGAAGUUAAAGAUCUGAAGCAAAGAGACAGCUCCAACUUCUUGGAUGCAGAAGAGAGAUUCCUCGCUCGGUUACCAUUCAAGGCGACGAACUCGGGAGAGUUGAGCUUCGAGAGAGGGGACAUUGCCGUCCUCGUGGACAGGAGCCCUGGGAUCGGCCAUGGAAUGUGGAGAGUCAAGAUCAAAGAGAAGGUCGGCCUUGUCCCAUCCGUCUAUUUCCAUUGCCUUCAGGAGUGA
This is a messenger RNA of Darwinula stevensoni, 2285 nucleotides long. The record is from the annotation of a GenBank genome assembly. Lineage: Eukaryota; Metazoa; Arthropoda; Ostracoda; Podocopida; Darwinulidae.